AAGCCAGUUCUUAACCAUCGCGCCACUCGGCUGGCCCAACAAUUUUUUUAAAAUUUACAGUUUCUUGGCAUUAAGUACACAUAUUGUGCAGCUAUCACCACUGUCCAUUUCCAGACUACUCCAUAAGUCUUCAUUGUUAUUGGCAUCCUAAAGCCCAGGCUCAAUCUCUUUCCCCUACCUUAGGCAGCCAAUUCCAUCAAGGUAGUCAGUAACACUUAAAAUUAACUCUUAUCGUGUGCCGGGCAAUGAAUGAAGUGAUUAAGGAUCCUAUUCUCCUGUCCUAGUCAGGGGAGACUAGAGAUUGGGAAAGAAGCCCCAGGUAGCCAUUGCUGCAGUCCUGAAACCAAAGAUGCUCUUGAACAUAUAGGCCGAGUGCUUCCAUCAUUCAGUCAUAUAUUCAGUGUAAUCAGCAUGGAAAAAAUGCCAGCCCCAGCUGCCACAUAUGAAAGAAUAGUUUACAAAAAUCCCUCUGAGCACCACUACAUGAAAGUCUGCCUAGAAUUUCAAGAUUGUGGAGUUGGACUGAAUGCUGCACAGUUCAAGCAGCUGCUUAUUUCAGCCCUAAAGGACCUUUUUGGAGAGGUUGGUGCUGCUUUACCCGUGGACAUCCUCACCUACGAAGAGAAGACCUUGUCAGCCAUCUUGAGAAUAUGUAGCAGUGGUCUUGUCAAAUUGUGGAGCUCUUUGACCCUGUUAGGAUCCUGUAAAGGCAAGAAGUGUGCUUUCAGAGUGAUUCAGGUUUCUCCAUUUCUCCUUGCAUUAUCUGGUAAUAGUAGGGAACUAGUAUUGGAUUGAAUAGUCUUCAAUUUCAGAAACGUUCCUCCGCUCUCAAAAGUACUUUUUGAUGCCAGCAUAAUGUUUGAAGACUGAAGCAGGCUAAAAACUUGUUGAGGGAGCUGAAGAUGUUCCCAGUAAUUUCUAGCCGUCAUCUGUGGUGGGCUGGGCUUCAGAGGAGAAUCUGCCUGAACCAACCAGAGCUAAGCCGACAGCGCUUUCAGCCUGUGCACAUCAGAGUUGGAGACCGGGCUGAACUCAGCAGGGCCUUCACACAGAGGGAUGUGGUUACCUUCUCAGAAUUAACAGGGGAUGUCAAUCCUUUGCAUUUAAAUGAAGAUUUUGCAAAAAACACCAAGUUUGGAAAGACAAUUGUGCAUGGAGUUUUGAUCAAUGGACUUAUUUCAGCUCUUCUGGGUACUAAAAUGCCAGGACCAGGCUGUGUAUUUCUUUCCCAGGAAAUUAAGUUUCCAGCCCCUUUAUAUGUUGGAGAAGUUGUUUUAGCUUCGGCAGAAGUGAAAAAGCUGAAGCAGUUCAUUGCUUUUAUCGCAGUGUCAUGUUUUGUAAUAGAAAGUAAAAAGACUGUUAUGGAAGGCUGGGUCAAAGUUAUGGUCCCGGAAGCUCCCAAAUCCUGAUAUAUGUGUUUAAAGAUGCACGUUCAGGCAUCAAUGCUACUGUUAUUGGAGAGCCUCUGAGGAAAUCACAGAUCUCUGCUCUUCAACAAGGAAUGGCUAACUGACACCACAGCUCAUAUUGGGAGAGGGGAGGAGGUAGAGAGGUGUUCACAUGUCCACGUGCCAGUUUGGUUUAUGCUUCACACAGCCUUGAGUAUAUUUAUCUGUCUAGGUUUUUGUUUUUUGUUUUUUGUUUUUUUUAAUUGAGUAAAUACUGGAAGAGUUAUUUAACUAAAGGUUCUACUUUUAGGAUUUCAAACCUAGUUAUAUUUGUGUUUGGAUAAUACAAACCUACCUACACCUGUACAGAAUAAGUUUCUCAUUGAAUUUAUAACUAGCUAGCAUUUAAUUGAAGGCAACAAUAGAAGUUGAGUCAUCUUUGAAUACAUAUCUUUUACCAGUAAACAUUCUUAGAUACUGUUCUUGAGCAAUUUCUGGAUCAGUUUUUUUUGUACUUUGUAACUGUUACAUGAAGAUGGCAUCUUGCCUAACCUUCAAGUGUUACUUGCCUUUCAGAUGUGUAGAUUUGGACUCAGUUAUGUAAGCUCUUGGUUUAAUCUAUAAAAUGGGGAUAGUAACACCUACCAUACAGGAUUGUUGGAUAUGAUACAAAUAGCAAAGGACACGACCUAACCUGUAAAUAGUAGCUACUACUAUUGUUCAUUCUCCUCUGUGAGUGAGGUUAGAGGUUUCCCUGAGGUUAAAGGUAACUGGCCCACAGAUAAGCAGGCCAGUCUUUCAGGAUGUCAGCCAACCUCUUGGUAUUCUAAACAUGGGAUAGAUCUUAAAUGCAAAGUUUCUAUUUUAGUAAUCCAGAUUAUGUUCUCCCUUCCUUGAAAGUAUUGUGGGUUCCCCCUUUAUAUAAAUAAUCUAUGUUUAUUGUAAAAAUAAAUUACAAGAAAUAAAAACUAUAAGGAACACUUGGAGGCCAUGUUCUCAAGAGUUGAGGGGUGCUGACAAGGAAAUGUGCCUAAUAUGCUAGUACUAAAUGGUCAUCCCCAA
Molecule: messenger RNA, 2450 nt
Organism: Hipposideros armiger (great roundleaf bat)
Lineage: Eukaryota; Metazoa; Chordata; Mammalia; Chiroptera; Hipposideridae
Gene: RPP14
Product: ribonuclease P/MRP subunit p14
Exons: 6
Coding region: 412-795 (127 amino acids)
Biological process (GO): tRNA 5'-leader removal
Cellular component (GO): multimeric ribonuclease P complex; nucleolus
Molecular function (GO): ribonuclease P RNA binding
Source: RefSeq, a predicted model, not a curated record